Messenger RNA from Hibiscus syriacus, 6595 nucleotides. Its product is annotated as protein TSS-like. Gene Ontology annotation, molecular function: protein binding. Gene Ontology annotation, biological process: organelle organization. The record is from RefSeq and is a predicted model, not a curated record. Gene Ontology annotation, cellular component: cytoplasm. Lineage: Eukaryota; Viridiplantae; Streptophyta; Magnoliopsida; Malvales; Malvaceae.
UGGGUUUUUUUAUUAGUUUAUUUGCUUCAUUUGUAUCACAAACGAAGGACUUGGAGAGUGGCUUAUCUUAUCUUAUCCACCUCAAUUUUCUCUCUUGCCAAACACUAUACCAGCACUUUCCCUCCCAUCUAUCUUUUAUCUCUUCAAUGCUCUCGUUUUACAUUGAGAACUAAAAAAGAAAAUUACGUUUCUUUUAGUGUUAAGCUUUGGGUUUUGUUUGUCUUAGUUUUGUCUAGUGUCAAGCUAUUGAAAGUAAGAAACUUUGGCGUGUUUGGACGGAGAUUCCUUUCGAGACUUGCGUGCAAAAAGGAAGUAGUCGAUAAGUUCAAUCUGGGUCAUUGUUAUUAUCGUCGAAGAAUUGUUACUCGAUUGAAGCAGCCAAAGAAUUCGAUAUCUUUUUAAGAAAUCCGUAAUUUUUGGUGUACGAAUGGCUCCCAAGACAGGCAAGGCGAAAGCACACAAAGCCAAGGGAGAAAAAAAGAAGAAAGAAGAGAGAGUUUUGCCUUCUGUAAUCGAAAUUACCGUUGAAACACCUGAAGAAUCCCAAGUUACUCUCAAGGGAAUAUCUUCGGACAAAAUUUUGGAUGUAAGAAAGCUUUUAGCGGUCCACGUUGAGACAUGUCAUUUGACCAGCAUCUCCCUAUCCCACGAGGUACGAGGAAAUCAACUUAAGGAUUCCGUCGAUAUUGUCUCGCUUAAACCUUGUCAGCUGUCCAUCAUCCAAGAGGACUACACGGAGGAGGUAGCGGUGGCCCACAUCCGACGGCUCCUCGACAUAGUCGCCUGCACAACAUCCUUCGGUUCGUCGAAAUCGGCUGGUGGAACCGGUCCCAAAGAAUCGGAUGCCGUCGACACUGGGGGUGAAUCUCCCAACAACUCUAUGGCGAAGGAAAAAGUCGACGCUACAGCGGCGGUGUCGAUGUGUCCUCCGCCGAGGCUCGGGCAGUUUUACGAUUUCCUCUCCUUCUCUCACCUCACUCCUCCUAUCCAAUAUAUUAGAAGAUCCAAUCGUCCAUUCCUGGAGGAUAAAACAGAAGAUGAUUUUUUCCAGAUUGAUGUUCGAGUUUGUAGUGGGAAACCCAUGACGAUAGUUGCUUGCCGGCAAGGGUUUUACCCGGCCGGAAAGCAACCUCUUCUCUGUCACUCUCUAGUCACACUUCUGCAGCAGAUUAGCAGGGUCUUUGAUGCUGCAUACAAAGCUCUUAUGAAAGCUUUCACUGAUCAUAAUAAAUUUGGCAACCUUCCUUAUGGUUUUCGGGCGAAUACAUGGGUUGUUCCUCCUCUGGUAGCGGAUAACCCGUCGUUAUUUCCGCCACUGCCGGUGGAAGAUGAAAACUGGGGAGGAAAUGGAGGUGGACAAGGAAGAGAUGAUAAACAUGACAAUAGACAAUGGGCAAAAGAGUUUGCAAUCUUGGCAGCUAUGCCUUGCAAAACAGCAGAAGAGAGGCAAAUACGAGAUAGGAAAGCGUUUCUGCUUCAUAGCUUAUUUGUCGACGUUUCGGUCUUUAAAGCAAUUGCAGCGAUCAAGAACAUCGUCGAAAGCAAUCAGAACGCUUUAAAUGAUCCUUCUGCUUCAAUCUUGCAUGAAGAAAAAGUGGGCGAUUUGAUUAUUAAGGUGACAAGAGAUGUUCCUGAUGCAAGUGUGAAAUUAGAUUGUAAAAACGAGGGAAGUCGGGUCCUUGGAUUGCCACAAGAGGAGCUCGCUCGGAGAAACUUACUUAAAGGCAUAACUGCAGAUGAGAGUGCAACUGUGCAUGAUACUUCUACUUUAGGUGUUAUGGUUGUAAGACAUUGUGGCUACACAGCUGUAGUAAAAGUUUCGGCCGAGGUAAAUUGGGAGGGCAAUCCCAUUCCUCAAGAUAUCGACAUCGAGGACCAGCUGGAAGGAGGGGCGAACGCUUUAAAUGUCAAUAGCUUAAGGAUGCUAUUGCACAAGCCAACCACACCUGCAUCAGCUCAAAGAUCGCAGUGUACGGAUAUUGGGAACUUGCAUUCCGCCAGGGCUUCGGUGAGGAAAGUGUUAGAGGAGAGUUUGCAGAAGUUGCAAAACGAACCCUUUAAUAUCUCCAAGUCUAUCAGAUGGGAGCUGGGGGCAUGCUGGGUGCAACAUCUUCAAAAUCAAGCUUCCGGGAAAACCGAUUCUAAGAAAAAUGAAGAUGUUAAGCCCGAGCCUGCCGUGAAGGGUCUUGGAAAACAGGGUGCAUUGCUGAAGGAAAUAAAAAGAAAAACAGAUACCAAAGGUGGUAAAAAUGAACAGAAUAUGGAGGUUUCUCCUGGUAACAGCCCCGAAAUGAAGAAACCAGAAGCCAAUAAUCACAAGAAACAGGGGAAGCAAGACGAGGAAAUGGAAAUGAAGUGGAAGAAACUGCUUCCCGAAGCGGCAUAUUUGAGACUAAAAGAAUCAGAAACCGGCUUUCACCUCAAGUCUCCUGAUGAGUUGAUUGAAAUGGCACAUAAAUACUAUGCUGAGACUGCUCUUCCGAAACUGGUGGCAGAUUUUGGCUCCCUUGAACUUUCACCGGUUGACGGAAGGACUUUGACGGAUUUUAUGCAUACAAGGGGUUUGCAAAUGUGUUCCCUGGGGCGUGUGGUUGAGCUUGCAGACAAGCUGCCUCAUGUGCAAUCACUCUGUAUACAUGAAAUGGUUGUUCGAGCCUACAAACACGUGUUACAGGCUGUUGUAUCUUCAGUCGACAGUAUUGAUGACUUGGCUGCAUCAAUAGCGGCAUGUUUAAAUAUAUUGUUGGGAACACCACCGAGUGAAAAUGGUGACCUAGACAUCAUUAAUGAUGAAAAACUAAAAUGGAGAUGGGUGGAAACCUUCCUUUCUAAGAGGUUUGGAUGGCAGUGGAAAUCGGAAAGCUGCCAGGAUCUGAGAAAGUUCGCCAUUCUUCGUGGAUUGUCCCACAAGGUGGGGCUCGAGGUUGUUCCGAGGGACUAUGACAUGGAUACUCCAUCUCCUUUUAGGAAGUCUGAUAUCAUAAGCAUGGUCCCUGUAUACAAGCAUGUUGCGUGUUCAUCGGCAGAUGGCCGUACGCUAUUGGAGUCAUCUAAGACUUCUCUGGAUAAAGGUAAAUUGGAGGAUGCAGUCAAUUAUGGCACUAAGGCACUUUCGAAACUCGUGUCGGUCUGUGGCCCUUACCAUCGGAUGACUGCAGGUGCAUACAGUCUUUUAGCUGUUGUGCUUUACCAUACCGGGGACUUCAAUCAGGCAACAAUUUAUCAGCAGAAAGCGUUGGAUAUAAAUGAAAGAGAGCUCGGGCUUGAUCAUCCUGAUACGAUGAAGAGUUAUGGAGACCUAGCUGUCUUCUAUUAUCGUCUUCAACAUACAGAAUUGGCUUUGAAGUAUGUAAAUCGUGCAUUGUAUCUUUUGCAUUUAACAUGCGGGCCAUCUCAUCCAAAUACGGCAGCGACCUAUAUUAAUGUAGCGAUGAUGGAAGAAGGGUUAGGAAAUGUUCAUGUUGCUCUUAGAUAUCUCCAUGAGGCCCUCAAGUGCAACCAAAGACUUCUCGGAGCUGAUCAUAUACAGACUGCUGCCAGCUACCAUGCCAUCGCCAUUGCUCUCUCCUUGAUGGAAGCUUACUCCUUAAGUGUUCAACACGAACAAACUACACUACAAAUAUUGCAGGCAAAACUAGGGUCCGAGGACCUACGUACACAGGAUGCGGCUGCAUGGCUCGAGUACUUUGAGUCUAAGGCUUUAGAGCAGCAAGAAGCUGCACGGAAUGGUACUCCAAAGCCCGAUGCAUCAAUCUCCAGCAAAGGCCAUUUAAGUGUAUCAGACCUUUUGGAUUAUAUAACCCCGGACUCGGAUAUGAGAGCAAGAGAUGCCCAAAAGAAAGCUCGUGCAAAGAAUAGGGGCAAACCAGGCCAAAAUUGGGAGACAACCUCAGAUGAAUAUCAAAACAAUGAGUUUCUGUCACCGACUUCUCCUGCUAUGGAGAAUUCUAGUGAUAAAGAAAACAAAGCCGAAGCUGAAUUUGUGGAAUCUGGUAUCGAGAAAGUUGAUUCGCAGCAAGCAGAUCAGCUGGUGUUGGUUAAAAAUGUGGACCAAGAACAGGAUGACAUCUCAGAUGAAGGAUGGCAAGAAGCUGUUCCUAAAGGUCGUUCACCUGCAGCUCGUAAACCUUCUGCUUCAAGGAGGCCAAGUCUAGCCAAACUGAAUACAAACUUCAUGAAUGUGUCCCAAUCCUCAAGAUAUCGGGGAAAGCCUAAUAAUUUCACAUCUCCGAGAACAAGCCCCAACGUGACUACUGCUUCAGUUGGACCUAGUCCUCCGGCUUCCAAAAAGUUUGUUAAAAGUUCAAGUUUCAGUCAAAAGUUAAAUAAUCCGAGCAGCACAGUUAGUGACGUGGAGAAACUUGUAAACCCAAAAUCAUCCCCUGGUAGCCCAGCUGCAUCUGAACAAGUUACCAAGCCUACUCAAGUAGCUAGUCCAAUCAGUGUACAGGCAGCUGGAAAACUAUUCUCCUACAAGGAAGUUGCUUUGGCCCCACCUGGGACGAUUGUAAAGGCAGUGGCGGAGCAUUUUCCGAAAGGGAAUCCUCUUCCAGAACAAAAUGCUCAGGCAAGCCAAGAGGCUGCAUCAGAAGCCACACCACCAAUGGUUGCUAGCGAAGCAGUUCCAAAAGCCACUGGAGACACAGAGUUUCUCGGUUUCGAGACAGAAAUGAAAGGCACUGCUAAUGAAGAAAGAACAAGGGAAUCGGGGGGGUGUGAAGCUUCGCUGGAAAAAGAGGGCACUACAGUUGAAGACAUAAAAAUAGAAGCUAAGACCGUAGAAGUUGAAAGUGGUGUUGAAACCACAAAUGAAGCUGAUAAUGGAUCUGCAGAUUCAGAUAUUGGAUCUCUAGACAAAUGCCAAGUUAAAUGCCCCAACUCAGAACCUUUAGUUGUUGUAAAUGAACAUACAGCUCAAUUGCCAGUGAAUGAGGCCUCUAUUCCCUCAGAAAAAAUGUUUGAUGAAGAUUCUCAAGAGCUACCAGUUGAAGUUAGUAACAAGCAGUUGCCAACUGAAGGAGACAAGUCGGAUGAAGCAGAGACUGGUAAAGAGACUUCAAAGAAACUUUCUGCAGCUGCACCUCCAUUUAAUCCAUCAACAAUUCCAGUUUUUAGCUCGGUUACAGUUCCGGGUUUCAAGGAUCCUGGAGGACUCCUGUCCCCUCCAGUGCAUAUACCUCCAAUGCUUCAAGUCAACUCUGCCCGUAGAUCACCUCAUCAAUCUGCAACAGCUAGAGUUCCAUAUGGACCUAGGCUCUCUGGAGGUUAUAACAGUUCUGGAAAUCGUGUUCCACAAAACAAGUCUAGCUACCACAGCACUGAACAUUCCGGAGAAGGAAAUCUCUACAGCCCUCCGAGAAUAAUGAAUCCACAUGCAGCUGAAUUUGUACCUGGCCAACCUUGGGUGGUUCCUAAUGGCUACCCUGUCUCUCCAAAUGGAUUUUUGGCUUCCACAAAUGGUUAUCCCAUGCCACCAAUGACACCAAAUGGUGUUUCUGUGACUCAAAAUGGAUCUGACAACCCUAUAGGAUCAGUAGAAUCACCAGGUGUUGUAACUGUUGACAUUGGAGCCGAAACUAAAAGUGAAGCAGUACUAGUGGAGCAGACCCCGGAGUUUUCCUCUGCAGAAAUUGAAAACAAAUCAAGUGCGCAGGAUCCAUCGAAAGAUCAAUCGUCAGAUGAUGAAAACAAGCUUCCUGAAAAUGAAGGAAAACCUGCAGAUGUGUUUCCUUCGACCGGUAGUGUUACUGCAGGAAAAGAAGCUUGCAGCGAAAUACAAGUUGAUGCGAAAUUAAGCAAAUGCUGGGGAGAUUACAGCGACGGUGAAGCAGAGAUUUUCGAGGUUACAAGUUGAAGAAAACAAGAAUAUUUUUGGAUACUGAAUGAUUUGUCCAAAGCUAAGGGUUAUAAGCGCUAGAGUUACAGGAGAGAGAUAGUAAUAAACAGUGUAGAGACAGUAGAGAAAGAGCAACAAUGAGGAAGUUUAUUCUGUCAAGUACGGAGCAUGUUUGACAGUAAAGGUAAAACUGAGGCGGUUCGGAUACUUUGUGAUACAGUUUGAUUUUGCCACACAAGGAGGCUUGCUGACAGACUGGUAUGCAGAAUGCACGUACCACGACUAUUUUCCGUUGAGCAGUUCGUUGAUGACUAGUACUUUUUGCUCCCUUUCUACUCAAAUUUUUUGUUAUUUUUCUGCCAUCAGUUUUAUUGGAUGUCAAUGGAGACAUGAAACAAUGGAGUAUUUGUACCUUUCUAGGAUAAUAAUUUCUUGUAAACUAGACAAGAAUAAGGCCGUCGGUCUUCCUUCCUGUAAACAUAAUGCAGUAGCAGUAUUCCAUUUUCGGCAUUCUGGCAUUGAAGUACAUGUAUUCCGGCGAACAACGAAGACAAUGAUGUUCUCGGGAUUGAAAGUGAUGAUACAUUUAAACCAAUACAAUAGGAGAAAAUUUUACUCAGCAUCGAACAUUGUCUACCUAACUUUAGGAUGACUGAUACAUGCGGGGUACUGAUGCCGGGCGAAAACCAAUGAUCAUUACGGCGGACUUUGGCAGCCCCACGAGCAAGUGCCCCGAUAACAAUGAAAUGCAUGAAAAAA